AUGGCAGCGUCAGUCACACAUGUCAAAGAUCGGGAUGCCCAGCCCAAAGUCCCCGGCGAUGCCCGCAGUACAAAAAGUACUGUGCUUGAAACGGGGGCAGCAUUGACCCAGGACUUCUCUCCGCUGCAAAAUGUGUGCGCCCACCUCAACGCUUUCCACGUCUACGCCUCUGACCCCCGGCGUAUCGUCGAGACCAACCACUAUUGCGGGCACCUCACCGAAGAUGUCCGUCAAUGCUUACUCUACGACAGCCCAUCGCCAGGCGCGCGUCUGAUCGGCAUCGAGUACAUGAUCAAGCCGCAUUUAUACGAAUCACUCCCGCAAGAGGAACGUCGACUCUGGCAUAGCCACGUCUUUGAAGUGAAGUCGGGCAUGCUCGUCAUGCCGCAGCCAUCUGCGUUCGUGCCACAGGGCGCUUGGGAGAAGGCCGAGACGGCCGAGAUGGAAGAGGUGAUCAAGUUGUACGGGAAGGUGUACCAUUUGUGGCAGGUUGAUCGCGGGGAUAGGCUGCCGCUGGGCGAACCGCAACUCAUGACCAGCAUCACGGCCGCCGACCAGGUUCCGGGACUGGCAGAAAGGAUGGAUCACAGAGAUAAAGGGUUCUCGGGAUGCGAUUGGAGGGCGAAGCAAGAGGCGAGGAAAGGGAUCGGUGAGCCCGAGGUACAUCCGGAUGCGGAUUACACCUGGAAAACACGGGAUUAA
Dichotomopilus funicola is the source of this 702-nucleotide messenger RNA. RefSeq lists its product as uncharacterized. NCBI's taxonomy places the organism in Eukaryota, Fungi, Ascomycota, Sordariomycetes, Sordariales, Chaetomiaceae. The transcript is spliced from 3 exons. The record is from RefSeq and is a predicted model, not a curated record. Bases 1 to 702 code for a protein of 233 amino acids.